CGCCCCGCCCCGCCCGAGGGGGAAAACAGUCGCGCGGCGAUGACGUCGCGGGGGCCUGGCCGGGCGUCGCGGACUCGGGAGAUGGAGGAAAAGGAGCAAUUACGGCGACAGAUCCGUCUCCUGCAGGGUCUGAUCGAUGACUACAAAAACCUCCAUGGCAAUGGCUCUGCCCCCGGCACCUCAGCUGCUUCCCGGUGGCCACCACCUGCUUACAACAGCAGCAGGGCCUUCAGUGCCUGCUACCCUCGCCCAAGCCGGAGGGGCUUCUCCCCGAACCACGGGCCUGCGUGGCGCAAGAAAUACUCCCUUGUGAAUCGGCCCCCGGGACCCUCAGACCCACCCGGUGACUGUCCUGUGCCGCUGCCCCGCAGGGCUGGGGGCAGCCAGGGUCCUGACCCCCAGCAGCAUGUCCUGGAGAGGCAGGUGCAGCUUAGUUCAGAUCAGAACAUGGUCAUCAAAGUCAAACCACCAUCAAAACCGGGUUCGGCUAGUGCUGCAGGGGUCCCUCGGGGCUCUUUGGAAGAAUUUGAGGACCCCCCCGGGAGCGACCACAGGCCUCAGGAGGGUGAGGGCGAGCCCCCGGGGGGACAGCGGCAACCCCCAAAGCCAGGAAGAGUCAAGGGGAGCUGUGGUGCAGAGGACCCCCUUCUGGUCUGCCAGGAGGAGCCUGGCAAGCCUCGGGUAGUGAAGUCCGUGAGCAGCAUGAGUGACAGCCCCUCAGAGCCCCGGCGGACUGUCAGUGAGAGUGCAGUUGCCGUCAGGGCGCGCUUCGCAGCGUCCACCCUGCCCCAGCGCAGUGGCGUGGCUGUGGGCCGGAAGGUGGGCUCACACUCUGUGGCCAGCUGUGCCGCGCGUCUCCUCGGAGAUGGGAGAGCGAAUGCUGGCCACACAGAUCAGCCAGCUUCCGCUGGUGUGGUGGCCGGCCCAGCCAGACCAGCUUCUGGACCCAGGCAGGCCCGAGAGUCCUCACUGCUUGUGUCCUGCCGGACCAACAAGUUCCGGAAAAACAACUACAAGUGGGUGGCCGCUUCAGCGAAGAGCCCCCGGGCCACUCGGAGGGCCCUCAGUCCCAGAGCAGCCUCAGAGAAUGUGGGCAAGGCCCCCUUUGGCACAGCAGAACAGGUGGAGAAGCCACAGCUCAGAGCUGAUCCGGAUGCCAAGCCCAGGAGGUCGGCUGCGUCCUCCACGGCUGGGGCCUCCCCCAGCAAGUACAAGUGGAAAGCGUCCAGCCCCUCGGCCUCCUCAUCCUCCUCCUUCCGUUGGCAGUCAGAAGCUGGUAGCAAGGACCACGCCUCCCAGCUCUCUCCCGUCCCGUCUCGGUCCCCCUCGGGGGACAGGCCAGCAGUGGGACCCAGCGGUUUGAAGCCCCUCUUCAGCGAGACCCCGCUCUCGGCUUACAAAGUGAAGAGCCGCACCAAGAUCAUCCGGAGGCGGGGAAGUGCUAGCCUUCCUGGGGACAAGAAGAGCAGCCCCCCACCUGCUGCCACUCCUAAGAGCCAGUUCAGCCUGCGGCGGAGGCAGGCCCUCCGGGGAAAGAGCAGCCCCAUCCUGAAGAAGAUGCCCAACAGGGGCCUGAUGCAGGUCACCAGGCACCGACUGUGCUGCCUGCCUCCAGGCCGGGCCCACCUCCCCACCAAGGAAGUGUCCAGUCUGCACACCCCGCGGACCCCUCCCACCAGCAAAGUGAUCAAGACCCGCUACCGCAUCGUCAAGAAGACCCCAGUAUCUCCUCUCAACGCCCCCCAGUUACCCCUGUCCCUGCCCUCCUGGCGGGCACGGCGGCUCUCCCUGUCCAGGUCUCUGGUGCUGAACCGCCUGCGCCCCACUGCCGGGGGUGGGAAAGCCCAGCCCAGCUCUUCUCGGUGGCGGAAUAAAGGCUACCGCUGCAUCGGGGGCGUCCUGUACAAGGUGUCAGCCAACAAGCUCUCUAAGACCUACGGCCGGCCCGGCGACAGCGGCAGCAGGCCCCUCCUGCGCACAGGCCGCGUGGACCCUACCAGCAGCUGCAGCCGCUCCCUGGCCAGCCGGGCCGUCCAGCGCAGCCUGGCCAUUGUCCGGCAGGCGAGGCAGCGGCGGCGGAAGCAGGAGCAGGAGUACUGCAUGUACUACAACCGCUUCGGCAGGUGCAACCACGGCCAGCACUGUCCCUACAUCCACGACCCCGACAAGGUGGCCGUGUGCACCAGGUUUCUCCGGGGCACGUGCAAGAAGACAGACGGGACGUGCCCCUUCUCCCACCACGUGUCCAAGGAGAAGAUGCCUGUGUGCUCCUAUUUCCUGAAGGGGAUUUGCAGCAACAGCAACUGUCCCUACAGCCAUGUCUACGUGUCCCGGAAGGCAGAGGUCUGCACGGACUUUCUCAAAGGCUACUGCCCACUGGGCGCAAAGGAAGUCCUCGGCUGCCCAGCGCCCCACCAGACAGACGCCCAGCUCCCCUACCUCCAUGGCUGCUGGCUCGGCCUCCCCUCCCUCCUCCCCGCGGGGGUUAGCCGCAGCCUCGGGCUCUCCCCUGUCACCCAAGCCGCCCUCCUCCCCGCUCUCCUCCUCCUCCCUCCUCCCCUCGCCCUCCUCGCCCUCCCCCUCCCCCUCCUCCCCCUCGCCCUCCUCCGCUUCACUGUCCUUGGACCAGGAGGAGCUGUCUCUCCAGGAGGAGGCUGCCUCGGCAGCGACUGGCUCCAGCAGCCUCUCCAAGCUGCCUUCCUUCAUCUCCCUGCAGUCCUCGCCGAGCCCAGGAGGCCAGCCCAGGGCCCGGACCCCCAGGAGCCCCCCAACCAAGGACUCAGGGAAAACUCUGCACAUCAAACCCCGUCUGUGAGGGCCCAGGGGGCCAGCCCGCGCCUACCUCAGCCCCUCGUUCCUGGAGAGGAAGAAGGCCCAUGCCCCAGAGGAGAGGCCGCCUGCCACCGAGUCCCCCCCGGGAGCCCCGGGGCCGUGGCUCUGCCCACCUGGCCCUCAGCCUUCCGUGACCAGUGUGUGCUCAGGGCUCUGCCCAGCCAGCCCCUCUGCACACCCACCUUCCUCCCAGUCCCCCCAGCCCAGAGGGGUGCCGGGCAGGGCUCCCAGCCAGGCCUGUGCCCACGCACCCCCCACCUCCCCCCGGACUCCUGCCAGGCUCCCUGGUGGGUGUUUUAUGUCCAGCAAUAAAGGUUCUGUCCUGUG
This is a messenger RNA of Mirounga angustirostris (Northern elephant seal), 3159 nucleotides long. RefSeq names its product zinc finger CCCH-type containing 3 (gene ZC3H3). Lineage: Eukaryota; Metazoa; Chordata; Mammalia; Carnivora; Phocidae. The transcript has 11 exons. The record is from RefSeq and is a predicted model, not a curated record. Gene Ontology annotation, cellular component: nucleus. The coding region runs from base 40 to 3144 and encodes 1034 amino acids. Gene Ontology annotation, molecular function: metal ion binding.